CACCAGUGGCAGUCUCCUACGGAAGAAAACCUCAUGAUUUCACGCUUGGUGUUCUUUCCUUAUCGGACAUUUUACAUGUAUGAUCUACUGUCCCUUGAAAAACAAUGGAAUCUUCUCGUUUCGCGUUUUAUAUUAAACAAAUUAGUAAAAGCCAAAGAAUCAUUGUCCACCCUUUUCUCCUUCAACAUCGUCUCUUUCUUUCUCUUCGUCUCCUACUCUCUACCAAUAAAAGCUUCAGUUGGUAGGCUAGGCUCAGGUUUAAGUAUUGGAGUUUGAGUAUUGCUGAAUCUGUAAAAUAUAAUUCCUCCAUCUUCUUUUUCUUCUUUUCCAAAUAGGAGAAGCAAGGAAAGGAAAUGGCUUCUGUAACGACUACUAACCUUAUCUACUCCAUCCCUUGUGAUCGUAUACACGCUUUCCACACUCAGUUUUGGUGUAAUUUCAAGAACUACAACAGAAUCUUGUUUAAAAGAUGCAAUAGAAUCUCUUGGGUGGGACGAUUUCGAGUUUAUUGCGAAUCCGAGGUAGAGGAAAAGAAGGUGAGAAGGUGUUCGCCUUGCCUGGAAAAGGCAUUGCUUACGAGUAAAAACAAUGGUGCCAUGGCUUCUGAUGAGUGGAGAGCAGUUCCUGACAUUUGGAGGACUUCCGCUGAGAAAUAUGGGGAUCGGGUCGCACUGGUGGAUCCUUAUCAUGACCCACCCACAAAACUGACUUAUAAAGAGUUGGAGCAGGAAAUUUUACAUUUUUCUGAAGGUUUAAGAGUUAUUGGAUUAAAGCCCAAUGAGAAACUUGCUCUUUUUGCCGAUAAUUCUUGUCGGUGGCUUGUAGCUGAUCAAGGUACAAUGGCUAUGGGAGCAAUUAAUACUGUGAGGGGAUCAAGAUCUUCCAUUGAAGAGCUAUUGCAAAUAUACACUCACUCUGAAAGUGUUGCAAUUGCAGUGGACAAUCCUGAAUUGUUCAAUCGGAUUGCAGAAACAUUUCGUUCCAAGGCAGUUUUCAAUUUUGCUAUUCUUCUUUGGGGAGAUAAAUCAUGCCUAGCUGUCAAUGAAAUUGAUGGAAUACCUGUUUUUACUUACAAAGAAAUUAUAGACAUGGGACGAGAGAGCCGUAGAGUUUUGUUUGACUCUAAUUAUGCUUCUAAUGAUGUGAGUGCAGGGCAAGGCUACAUGUGUGAAACAAUCAGCUCAGAUGAUAUUGCUACACUUGUCUAUACUAGUGGAACCACCGGAAAUCCAAAAGGCGUUAUGCUUACGCAUAAGAAUUUGUUACACCAGAUAAAUAAUCUGUGGGAAGUUGUCCCUGCUCUACCUGGGGAUAGAUUUCUAAGCAUGCUACCAUCUUGGCAUGCAUACGAGCGCGCUUGUGAGUAUUUCAUAUUGACAUGUGGAGUUGAGCAAACCUACACAACUGUGAGAAACUUAAAGGAAGAUCUCCAGCGUUAUCAACCACAUUAUGUGAUCUCUGUUCCACUGGUAUAUGAGACACUCUACAGUGGGAUACACAAGCAAAUUUCUACAAGCUACACUAUUCGUAAGCUUGUUGCAUUUACAUUCAUAAAGGUCAGCCUGGCAUACAUGGAGUUGAAGAGAAUUUACGAGGGAACUUAUUUGGCAAGGAUUCAAAAGGAACCAUCAUAUCUUGUUUCAGUGCUGUAUGGUCUAUGGGCAAGAAUCAUGGCUGCAAUCUUAUUGCCAAUUCAUAUGUUGGCCGAUAAGCUUGUUUACAGAAAAAUUCGCUCGUCUAUCGGAAUGAGCAAGGCUGGCAUAAGUGGAGGUGGUAGUUUACCAUUGUAUGUUGAUGAAUUUUUUGAGGCUAUUGGUGUGAAAGUGCAGAAUGGGUAUGGGAUGACAGAGUCAUCUCCAGUUACAGCUGCUCGACGACUUACCUGUAAUGUUCUUGGAUCAAUUGGGCAUCCUAUUCGGCAUACAAAAUUUAGAAUUGUAGACGCUGAAAGUGGUGAAACUCUUCCAGAUGGAUCAAAAGGGAUUGUGAAAGUUAAGGGUCCUCAAGUAAUGAAAGGUUACUACAAGAAUCCAACGGCCACAAAACAAGCGUUAGAUGAAGAGGGUUGGCUGAACACUGGUGAUAUAGGUUGGAUUGCUCCUCACCAUUCAAUAGGGCGAAGCCGUCGUUGUGGAGGUGUUAUUGUCCUUGAAGGGCGAGCUAAGGAGACUAUAGUUCUUUCGACAGGUGAAAAUGUAGAGCCCUCAGAGCUUGAGGAAGCUGCUAUGAGAAGUGCUCUUAUUCAACAAAUUGUUGUUGUUGGCCAGGAUCAACGUCGUCUUGGGGCUAUAGUUGUUCCAAAUAAAGAAGAGGUGCUACUAGCUGCUAAAAAGUUGUCCAUUGUAGAUGCCAACACCUCUGAGCUUAGCAAGGAAAAGACUGCCAGCCUUGUGGAUGAAGAACUCAGGAAAUGCAGGACAUCAGGCUGUUCGUUUCAAAUUGGACCAGUCCUAAUUGUGGAUGAACCUUUUACGAUUGAAAAUGGCUUCAUGACCCCAACCAUGAAAAUCCGAAGAGACAAAGUCAUGGAACGAUACAAGGAGCAGAUAGCUAAUCUCCACAAAUAGUUCACAAAAUAAAAUGUACACAGGGAAAUUGUAGGGGGAAAAAAUUAUAAUAAAUAAAGGGCCCAGCUAUGUAGCUAGAAGAAACUGAUCUCAAAUAAUAAUAGCUGCAAUGGUAGUCUUGCAUUUUGAUGUAUAAUAUUAAGAAAAUUAUUUGGAAAACUUAUUAAUUCAGUUUUAAAAAAAUAAAUUAAAAUA
This is a messenger RNA of Manihot esculenta (cassava), 2762 nucleotides long. Its product is annotated as probable acyl-activating enzyme 16, chloroplastic. Lineage: Eukaryota; Viridiplantae; Streptophyta; Magnoliopsida; Malpighiales; Euphorbiaceae. The coding region runs from base 354 to 2567 and encodes 737 amino acids. Gene Ontology annotation, biological process: fatty acid elongation. The record is from RefSeq and is a predicted model, not a curated record. Gene Ontology annotation, cellular component: chloroplast. The transcript has 18 exons. Gene Ontology annotation, molecular function: long-chain fatty acid [acyl-carrier-protein] ligase activity.